CUCCACGGUCUCGUCCAGUGUCUCGAAGCCGAGAACAGAGCACCGUCGACGGGGUCUAACCGGGCUGUCAACCGAGCUCCAACGGCAGUCAUGGCGGCGCCGUUAGCCCACUUCGACGAGGACUGGCAGGACUUUAACGAGUUCCAGCCGGCGUCGACCGACCAGCUGGACCAGUUGAACUCAAACGUGGGCGAACCGUCGUCGGGCCUCGACGAUUUCUCCGACCUGGACAACAGUUUCUCCGGUGAGAUCUGCAGCUUCAAAUCGAUGGAGGACCUCGUCCAAGACUUCGACGAGAAGCUGACGGUGUGUUUCCGAAACUACAACACGGCGACGGAAAACAUCGCGCCCGUUAAACCCAUCACGGAGGACAACUACUUGAAGGACGACGAGGUGUGGAACGCUCUGACGGAUAACUAUGGCAACGUGAUGCCGGUGGACUGGAAGACGUCGCACACUCGCUCCCUCCACCUGCCCACCCUCAACAUCAUUGAGUAUGAGAAGUCGGACAACCAGUCUCUGGAUCUGUCCGACGACGAGGAGCUGAGGGAGCAGAUGGACAUGCACUCCAUCAUCGUCUCCAGCAUCAGCGACGAGCCGCUCUACACGGCCGAACAGGUGAUUGAGGAGCUCGAGGAGAUGAUGCAGGAGUCUCCAGACCCGGAGGCCGAUGCGAGUCCCUCCCAGUCCGACCUGUCCAUGCUGUCUCAGGACCUCCACGCCCUGAAACGCUCCGGCUCCCACACCAGCUACGAGGACCGGCUGCGUCAGCUGUCGGUGUCUGAGCUGACCAAGACUCUGGAGGAAGUGGAGACGGCCAUCCGCUACAGUGAAGAGCUGAUCCAGGCUCUGGCCCUGCGGGAUGAACUGGACUAUGAAAAGGAGGUGAAGAACAGCUUCAUCUCGCUGCUGAUCGACGUGCAGAACCGGCAGAAGGAGCACCGCGAGCUGCUGCGCAAGAAGAAGAAAAUCCGAAGCGCGACGACCACCAGGCCCAACGGCCACCGGACGACCAGCACGCACGUCCCGGGCACGCUCCUCACUCUGGAGGGACUCUCCAAUGUCAUUCAACAUGGCCUCCGUCAAACUUUUGGCAGCACAGGAGGGGACAAACAGUACCUCACCACAGUCAUCCCUUACGAGAAGAAAACUGGCUCUCCAGUGUUAGAUGACCUCCAGAUCCUCACAAAGAUCCUCCGCGCCAUGAGGGACGACAGUGAGAAGGUCCCCGCCCUGCUCACAGACUACAUUCUCAAAGCUCUGGUUUGAGAGCAGUGGAAACGGAGUGCUUUGCCCGACGUAGGCGAGCCUUCCUGCUGCCAGAACCACUCAUUGGACCAUCAGAAGAGGGUUCUGGUAAUCGGGAAGAACCCAGGAAAUGGAUUCACAAUCUAAAUCUUUUUUUUGUUUUGUUUUUCCUUUCUUUUGGACUACGACGACUUUCUUUCCUCGUGGCAUUUCUUUUUCGUUCUCCUCUCCCUCCGUUUGUUUUCCCUACCAUUUUAACUCUAGAUAUAACCCCUUAGUCUUGAUGGUUCUUUUCACAUGUGAUGUUUUAUCUUUUUAAUGCCCGCGUGCCACAACCCGUUACACCCUGACUGCAUGACGACCUGCGUAUGAAUGCCAGUAAUCGGUAUUAGUCUGAGCGUGUCACUGAUUAGUCAGUGGCUCUCGAACGGAGAAGGAGUCGGGUGUAUUUUAAUUCCACGAGCUUCAUCAGCAGGCCGGUGCGAGGGAAAUGCCGUUUUGUAAAUCGGAUGCAUUUGCAUCGUGUAUUUCAUGCCUGACGGGGAAACAAAUCCUCAAUCUCUGGAGUGGUUGUCUGGUCUCGAGCAUGAAUCCUGGGUUUGUUUUCUUCCCUGUGUAUUUAAAAAAAAUUAUAAAAUCCAAAUUCGUAGGGCGAACCCGUCUUUCUGCACGUUGGUUUGGGUUCACGCUCAGUUUGGGCUGCGAGUCGAAUGUUUAAAAUGAAAUAUUUUGUAUACGAUCAAAAAUUUGCACUGGACUUUUAACUUUUUGAAAAAAUAAAAACACAAACUUAAAAUAAUAGCUGGAUGAACAAACGUGUAAAGCAUUUUUUUGGGAGAAAUAAUUGUUUUUAGUGAGAUUACUCGCCGGUCGUCAUCUUUUUGUGACCACACAGCUCAGUGGGGAAAGGGGGUCGUCCUGCAACCCCAAGGUCGUCGGUUCGAUCCCCGCUCUCCCCAUUCGUUGCAAGUCAAAGUGUCCAUGAGCAAGGCACUGAACCCCCAGUUGCUCCCCGGGCGCAUCACUGCAGCCCACUGCUCCUCAAUAACUAAGGAUGGGUUAAAUGCAGAGAACACAUUUGGUUGCCUGUGUACCUGUACACCCCCGACAACUUUAUCGCCGCCCACGAGUCGUCAUUACACGAGACCUCGUGACACUUUUUUUUUUUUUUUACAUCGGUAGAAAAUGAGCGACCCGGUCGCGUCGUUAAGAUAAAUAUUGUUGUUAGGAUAAUGUUAGGUUUAAUAAAUGUUGAGUUAAGCUUCUGUUCUAAGUUGUGGGUUUUCUCUGUGAGCCCUUUAACUUUUGUGGAAAUGUUGUAGCAGCACUUUAGUGCGUCUGUGCUCUAGUCGUGGAUUAUGUGGUGGACGUACUUCAGACUGCGUCUCACUAGAUUAGUGUUCGAUGAGGCUUCAGCUAGCGCUGCCUAAAUGUGUCAACAUGAAGGAUUGUUGUCCUUCAUCUGUCUAUUCACCUUUAUUAGUCGUCACGAGCAUGAUCCUUUCAACCUUAAGGGGGGGGGGGGGUACACAUUACAUCCAAAAGCCUUUGUUAGGAACACAGGGGCAGUGGAGUUUAAAAGAUGUGAGAAUCAAAUGAGAAGACACAAUCGAUGUGAGUUAUUAGGGGAAUCGGAGGUCGGGGUGUUUCUUUUGGGGCUCGACACUAAAAGUCCAAAUAUCUCCGUCUAUCUGUUUAACGCAUCUCGCGCAAAGUCUCCCGAACACCUCGGGUGGCGCGGCACCACGUCACGGGCCGACGUUGAAGAUCACCGGCUGCGACGAUGUCAGGAGGCGUGUGGCAGUGAAAAACAGAAAUCAUCCCUCAGUUGAUCCUCGUUUUACAAAAAGCUAAGAAGGUCCUUUUUAGUUUUAUAUCUGAAAUGGCAGUCGUGGAUCCCAUACCGAGCCAGAACCGCUCAUCUGGUCUCCAGUUAUCAGACAUACCAGUGUAACUGCAAUUUAGAGAUUUAUAUUUAUAUAUGUACAACGAAACGAGCAACCGAAGAAGACAAAAAAAGAGGCUGCCUUUGUAAAUGCUUGAAGAUUUUGUACAUUAAAACGACUCGUUUUGUUUUUAAAUGCAAUAUAAUUCCCCAGUUUGGAGGUUUUAUGUUUCUCUCAUGUGGUCCUGCAGUAUAUUAAUUUAUUAUGUAAAUGUUUUGUAACCAUAUUAUGGACUGUAAUGGUACACGUGUUUUAAUGCCCACAAUGCAUUGCAACUCAUUUCAAAUAAAUGAAUAUGUGAAGAAUU
Pseudoliparis swirei is the source of this 3501-nucleotide messenger RNA. Its product is annotated as fasciculation and elongation protein zeta-2-like. The coding region runs from base 91 to 1269 and encodes 392 amino acids. Gene Ontology annotation, cellular component: cytoplasm; axon. The record is from RefSeq and is a predicted model, not a curated record. Lineage: Eukaryota; Metazoa; Chordata; Actinopteri; Perciformes; Liparidae. The transcript is spliced from 11 exons.